AUAAAUUUAUAUUAUGUAAAUUAGGUUAGCCCCUUGUAAAACAAUGUAUUAGGGAAGGUUGUUUGAUUUAUUGUUGUUUGCUGCUCCCGGAUGGGAAGAGGUUUAGUCGAUCACCUGAUAACGAGGUAAAGUGGCCUCGAGCUGAAUUAUCACUUCAGUAGGUACAACACUCACUGCCUGGUCCAGUGGCAAUAUGCAGAUUGAACUGAUUGUUUCUCGGCUCCUGAAAACCCCUUUGAGACCCCAAGUGUGCAAGAAUGUUUGUUCAUACCAUGGAGGCUGGAACUCUUUGUCUUCCUCCAGACGCUGGAGGAAAUCAUUCUUUCUUCAGAGAUGUUAUUUACACUCAUCAACAAACUACAACGUGAGAUUAACACAAAAUGCUUACACUACAAAGGAAAUGCUGACUAACGUUUUCACAGAUGUGGACGGAGUCCAGAGGCCUAUUGAAGACUACUCCGAGAAGACAAAAGUAAUGUUUUAUGAAAUGUUUAAAGAAGUCAAUGAGGAAUAUGUCAAUGUACAAAAGUUCAUCACUGCAAUACAAGUGACAGGAAUCCAGCCCCACACAGAUCCUCGGCUCAAGGAUUUCAUAAACGGACUGACAAAAGCCUACAGAGAAUCAGGUAUCCUCGGCGGUUCAUCUGAGUCCCAGAAACUUUCGAAGGAAAAAUUUAUGGAAUUGAUUUCACCAAAUCUGAUGAUUAUCUCUAGAGCACUAAGGCAUGAUUUAGUGAUACCAGACUUUGGGGCAUUCCAGAAGCAAAUAGAAGAAUUUUAUAUGAAGUGUGCUGAAAAUAAAGAAGGACAUGUAGCCUCGUAUUUGCCGCAGUUAGCCAGACAAAACCCGGACACCUGGGCUGUCAGUGUAUGUACCAUUGAUGGCCAACGGUUCUCGAUGGGUGAAGCCAAUGUUGCUUUUACUCUUCAUUCUCUUACGAAGCCUAUGACCUAUGCCUUGGCACUGAAUGAACUGGGAGAUGAGACUGUGCACAGAUACAUCGGUCAGGAACCCAGUGGCAGGAAUGCAAACGAGUUGGUGUUGGAUGAUAACAAAAAGCCUCAUAAUCCCAUGAUCAGUGCAGGAGCCAUUCUGGUCGGGGCCUUGCUACAAACACUUUGCAAGCCUGAAAUGGGGCUGGCUGAAAAAUUUGAUUUUGUUGUAAAUUAUAUCAAGAGGCUUGCGGGUGGUGAAUUCAUAGGAUUCAACAACUCUGUGUUUCUGGCUGAGAAAGCUGCAGGGGACCGCAACUACGCCCUCGGAUUCUACUUGAGGGAACACAAGUGUUAUCCCAAGGGGACUGAUCUCAGACAGCUGAUUGACUUCUUCCAUCAAUGUUGCUCCUUGGAGGGAAAUUGCAACAGUUUGUCUGUGAUCGCUGCCACAUUCGCUAAUGGAGGAGUCUGUCCUUUAACCGGAGACAGGAUCCUUGAGCCUGAUGCUAUCAGAGAUGUGCUCUCUCUCAUGCACAGUUGUGGCAUGUACGAGUACUCAGGCCAAUUCGCCUUCAAGGUUGGCCUGCCAUCUAAGUCUGCAGCCCCAGGCACGAUGAUGGUGGUGAUCCCCAAUGUGAUGGGGAUCUGUACAUGGUCGCCACCUCUUGAUAAAUGGAACAACAGUUGCCGGGGUGUACAGUUUUUUGAGGAAAUUGUAAAAAUAUUCAGCUUCCACCACUAUGACAAUCCUAAACAUGCUAGAGGAAAGAAAGAUCCUUGCAAGGAAAGAUUUGCUUCAAGAGGGCUGAGUAUAGUUAAUCUACUUUAUUCAGCUGCUCGGGGAGAUAUUGCAGCAUUAAGGAGGCACAAGGUGUCAGGGAUGGACAUGAGUCAGACAGAUUACGACAAGCGGACAGCUCUACACCUGGCAGCUGCUGAGGGUCAUCUCCCCUGUGUCUCCUUCCUCAUCGACCAGUGUAAACUGCCCCUCAACUGUAAAGACAGGUGGGGAAAGACACCACUUGAUGAGGCUAGGACAUUUGGCAGGCUAAACGUUGCAGAAUAUUUGGACAAAAGGAAUGCUUUGUUAAAUGCACCAGAGAGUCAAGGAUCAAGUGAAGGUAGUUCAGAUGAGGAAGACAGUUCAGCAGCUGAGAAUGAAGUGAAAACUGAAGAAAAUAAAUAAACAGAGAUCUUCUUUUAGCACUGACUAUUUCUUUCUUUUUUAAUAACAUAAAUAUACCAUGAAGCACUGA
Molecule: messenger RNA, 2192 nt
Organism: Homalodisca vitripennis (glassy-winged sharpshooter)
Lineage: Eukaryota; Metazoa; Arthropoda; Insecta; Hemiptera; Cicadellidae
Product: glutaminase liver isoform, mitochondrial-like
Exons: 14
Coding region: 194-2122 (642 amino acids)
Biological process (GO): L-glutamine catabolic process
Molecular function (GO): glutaminase activity; protein binding
Source: RefSeq, a predicted model, not a curated record